Messenger RNA from Caenorhabditis bovis, 891 nucleotides. The record is from the annotation of a GenBank genome assembly. NCBI's taxonomy places the organism in Eukaryota, Metazoa, Nematoda, Chromadorea, Rhabditida, Rhabditidae.
AUGUCGUUGAGCCGUCUCGCACCAGCGUCGCGCGUUCUCAUUGCCUAUCGCGGAGCCGCCGUCGGACACGCGUCGACUUCCGCUUCAUCGACACCGAACUUGUUCGAGAAGAUUGCUUACCGAUUCAGAGGAAUUCCGCUUCCCGGAGAAAACGAAGCUCCAAAAUCAAUGUUCGAGGAUUGUAAUAAGGAAUGGUCGGCUCCCGAGCUGCUGCCAGCAGUUCCCAAGGAAAUCGAAGGACCCGAAAGAGAUCUUAAAAACUACCCAUACCCAGCUCGUCCAAUGUAUCCACCAAAAACGCGUCUCCUCAUGAUGCCAAACUCGUGGUUCACGCCGUUCGACAAGGUCACCGGCGUUUCGGGACCAUAUCUCUUCUACGGCGGUCUUUUCGCGUUUCUCGUCAACAAAGAGUUGUGGGUGUUCGAGGAGCAGGGACACAUGACGGUCGGCUGGAUUCUGUUCUAUUUGCUCGUCUCAAGAACCGUUGGAUAUAAAAUCGAUGCCGGCCUCUACAACGACUACCAAAAUCGAAUGAAUCACUUCAAGAGUUUGAUCGCGGAGGAUUUGAAAGACGCCGUCGAGUUCCGCAAAACAUCUGCCAAAAAGACGGAAUCAUUCAACGCAAUCAAAGAGUCCGUGCCGAUUUCGCUCAAAGAAGCCAUGCAGCUUCAAUUAGAGGCUACCUACAGAAAGAACGUCGACAAGCUGACGAACGAGAUCACUCGCCGCAUCGAUUAUUUGAAACAGACGGAAGAGACGAAAGCAAGAUUCGAGAGAGAUCAACUUCUGAAGCUUAUCAACGAAGGGGUCGAGAAGCAAGUGAGCCAGAAGGACUUCAAGGACAAAUUCCUCCAAAACGCCAUUCAGCAAUUGAAAGGAAUCGCCGUUUAG